CUAACUGGUUGGUGUCUAGUUGGCCGCGAUAAGGUCCUACGAACGUUGCAAUACUUUUCUCGCUUCCUCGCCUGGUACCUCCUCCGUACAAACAGAGCGCAGUCCACUAUAAAUCCAUUUGAGGCUAUGAAAAAGCAGUUUGGCCUUACUCGAAAGCUUCUUCGUGUUGGCAAGAAUAUCGAGCACUUCAAGGCUGCUGCUAUUGCGCUCGACUCCAAGCCUGGCGUUGCCGGUGCGCCUGGGUCAGACCCGGUGCUCAAAUACUUGGCUGUAGGAAGACAACUGGGAUAUGGAGUCUAUCUUUCCUUUGAUAUGUUGACGUAUCUCGAUGCAGCGGGUAUUCGCAAGUUCGCAGCUGUUAAAAAGCUUCAAGCUCACGCCCAGAAAGCAUGGUUGACUGGACUCCUGUGCAGUGCCAUUGCUGGUGUCUACUCUAUGUGGAGAUUGAGUGAGAUGGAGAAGAAGAUAAACAAAAAGGAUGGAGAGGGAGCUGUCGAAGGAAAGAAGAUUCAAAGCCUUGGAUAUGUCAACCUGGAUGAUGGCGUUCUUGGUAUUGCGGGAACCGUAAGCAGUUUGAUUGGACUCAACACUGCGUGGAAAAAGACCGCAUAG
Molecule: messenger RNA, 612 nt
Organism: Trichophyton verrucosum HKI 0517
Lineage: Eukaryota; Fungi; Ascomycota; Eurotiomycetes; Onygenales; Arthrodermataceae
Exons: 2
Biological process (GO): regulation of peroxisome size; peroxisome fission
Cellular component (GO): peroxisomal membrane
Source: RefSeq, a predicted model, not a curated record